AUGACGAAGGCAAUGCCAUAUCUUUCUGCUGUUCAACAAGCGCUGGCAGAUUUUUGCGCUCGCACCCACAACGAUCCUCACAUGGCAUCAACCCCCACACCUUCCUUUUCCUCCUUUGUUAGUACGACUUCAUCCAAAGACACCGCCCUCAAUGAAGAUGAAGAUGAUAACUGUCUCGUGAACCCCCAUACGCCGCCCGCAUCCGAGCAGCUCUUCACUACCCAUCACACAGAGUUUGGUUACUGUGCGAAUGAGACCUAUCGUUAUGUCUCUAAGCAUGACUACACUAAGCCAUUCCAGGAUCACGCCAUUGAGAAGCCCCCGUUCUAUAUUUACUUCACUACCUACAUAAGCCUCCUCAUUCUCUACCUGUUGGGUCAUUUGCGCGACUUCUUUGGAAAGCAUUUUGUCAAGUCUAAUUUCACCUACCUUAUGCCCCAUAAUGGUUACGCGCCGUUAAAAUCGGAUUUUGAUAUUUUCCUUCGACGGGUCAAGCAUCGCAUAGAUGACUGUUAUAGCCAACCUAUCACAGGUGUCCCUGGCCGCACUGUUCUUCUCCUCGACCGUUACUCCCCUGAUUACAAUUAUACCCAGAUCUGCACCGGUGGCAUGACACGCGCAUUGAACAUCUCAUCCUACAACUACCUUGCCUUUUCGCAAGGCCGCGGCAGCUGGGCAGAUGCAGUCACGGAGAGUGUCCGCCGAUACGGCAUCUCCAGCUGCGGUACACGUCUUGACAGUGGGAGCAACGAUCUUCAUGCGUCCGCAGAAGCCCUUAUUGCACAUUUUUUGGGUACGGAAGACGCGUUGCUCUGUUCUAUAGGCUUCGCCACCAACUCCACUUUCAUCCCUGGACUCGUGGGGAAGGGGUCCCUCAUCCUUUCCGACGAGCUGAAUCACACUAGUAUUCGCAUCGGUGCACGACAGAGUGGCGCAUAUGUCCGGAUGUUCAAGAACAAUGAUAUGUCAAGCCUCGAGUCCCUCCUGCGUGAGAUGAUAAGUCAAGGCCAGCCCAAGACGCAUCGUGCGUGGAAGAAAAUUCUGGUCAUUGUCGAGGGUUUGUACUCCAUGGAGGGGACGCUUGUGAACCUCCCUAGGAUUGUCGAGCUGAAGCAGAAGUACAAAUUCUACCUCUACAUUGAUGAGGCGCACUCUAUUGGUUCGCUCGGUUCUCGGGGACGGGGUGUGACGGACUACUUUGACAUCCCUCCUGGUUCAAUUGAUGUUCUGAUGGGCACGUUUAGCAAGGGUUUCGGUGCUGCUGGAGGAUACAUCUCAGGGCCAAAAUCCCUGAUCGAUGCUCUUCGCCUGCGUAGUCAUUCGGGUCCGUAUGCGGAAGCCAUAGCGCCAUCCGUGAUCGCACAGGUUGUUGUGUCAAUGGCUAGCAUUAUAGGUAUUACUCCUGCAGGACAACCCACCAAAUCCACGCCUUUCCUCAGCCCUGAUAACUCAAUUGUCGCGCCGAAGGAAAGUGCAGAGGAGCUCCUAGGAAUGGGGCCUGCAAGCAUGCUGCCGAUGUGGAUGAAACUUUGUCCAUCCCUCGCGGAUGGGUCUGAAGCUCGCAUGCGUAUGCGCCGUCUUGCCUUCAACUGCCGCUAUCUCCACGCGGGCCUCAAAAAACUUGGCUUCAUCGUCUAUGGACAUCCCUCCAGCCCGAUCGUUCCUCUGCUUAUCUUUAACCCGGGAAAAUUGCCCAUGUUCGUGCGUAUGAUGCGUGCGCGCCCCAUACCGAUCGCUGUCGUUGUCAUAGCGUAUCCCGCCACUGCGCUUCAUACGGGUCGUGCGCGGCUCUGUCCUAGCGCAUCGCACACGAAGGAGGAUAUCGAUACCGUGUUGCGGGCGUGCGACGAGGUGGGUGGCAUUCUGGACAUGAAAUAUAGCUCAUGCGAGCGGUGGGGAAUUGAUGAAGUCUGUGAGCGCGCAGUGGAGCUUGUGCACUCUGUGUGA
Molecule: messenger RNA, 1947 nt
Organism: Suillus bovinus
Lineage: Eukaryota; Fungi; Basidiomycota; Agaricomycetes; Boletales; Suillaceae
Product: serine palmitoyltransferase 2
Exons: 3
Coding region: 1-1947 (648 amino acids)
Biological process (GO): sphingosine biosynthetic process; ceramide biosynthetic process
Cellular component (GO): serine palmitoyltransferase complex
Molecular function (GO): serine C-palmitoyltransferase activity; pyridoxal phosphate binding
Source: RefSeq, a predicted model, not a curated record